Molecule: messenger RNA, 3473 nt
Organism: Leptonychotes weddellii (Weddell seal)
Lineage: Eukaryota; Metazoa; Chordata; Mammalia; Carnivora; Phocidae
Source: RefSeq, a predicted model, not a curated record
UAACGGGUGGCGGCUGGUUCUGCGCCGGAUCCGGGAGAGGGGCGGGCGCCAUUGUGCUUCUCUGCGGACUGCUCUGCCUCAAUUAGGGGCCUAGAACUCGGAGGAGGAAGGCGGUGGUGUGGCCGCUACGAGCAGGACGCGCCUUGUUCAGUGCCAGCUCGGGAGCAGGGGAAACCUCAAGAAUGGAGUCUAAACCUUCAAGGAUUCCAAGAAGAAUUUCUGUUCAACCCCCCAGCUCUUUAAGUACUAGGAUGAUGUCUGGAAGCAGAGGAAAUAGUUUAAAUGAUACCUAUCACUCAAGAGAGUCUUCAUUUAGACUGGAUUCUGAAUAUCAGUCUACAUCAGCAUCAGCAUCUGCAUCACCAUUUCAGUCUCCAUGGUAUAGUGAAUCUGAGAUAACUCAGGGAGCACGAUCAAGAUCACAAAACCAGCAACGGGAUCAUGAUUCAAAAAGACCUAAACUUUCCUGCACAAACUGUACAUCUACCUCAAUCGGGAGAAAUACUGGACAUGGUUUAAAUGCAGUAUCAGAUUCUUCAUGGAGACAUAAUCAAGUUCCCAGAUCUUCAUCAAUGGUACUUGGAUCAUUUGGAACUGACUUAAUGAGAGAGAGAAGAGAUUUAGAGAGAAGAGCAGAUUCUUCCAUUAGUAAUCUUAUGGAUUAUAGUCACCGAAGUGGUGAUUUCACAACUUCAUCAUAUGUUCAAGACAGAGUUCCUUCUUCAUAUUCACAGGGAGCAAGACCAAAAGAUAACUCAGUGAGCACUUUACAGUUGAAUGCAUCAUCCACAAACCACCAAAUGCCUUCUGAACAUCAGACCAUACCAUGUUCUAGGGACUCUAGUAGAAAUUCUCUAAGAUCAAAUUCUUCUCCAAGAGAAUUGGAAUCUCCCCAAAGCAGUACACAACCUGGAUUUUCUUAUAUUUCAAAUAGAGAUGAAACCUCAAGCAGUUCAGAUAGGGUUGGUUCAUCUCAAAGAUCAUUUCAAGAAUCUUCUGACAACGAAGGUAGACGUUCGACCAGGAGAUUGCUGUCGCGUAUAGCUUCUAGUAUGUCAUCUACCUUUUUUUCACGAAGAUCUAGCCAGGAUUCCUUGAAUACAAGAUCAUUGAGUUCUGAAAAUUCUUACGUGUCUCCAAGAAUCUUGACAGCUUCACAGUCUCGUAGCAAUGCAGCAUCAACUUCUGAUGUUCCCGAUAAUAGGGCAUCUGAAGCUUCUCAGGGAUUUCGAUUUCUUAGGCGAAGAUGGGGUUUGUCCUCUCUUAGCCAAAAUCAUAGCUCUGAGCCAGAUUCAGAAAAUUUUAACCAAGAACCUGAAGGUAGAAAUACAGGACCAUGGUUAUCUUCCUCACUUAGAAAUAGAUGCACACCUUUGUUCUCUAGAAGGAGACGAGAGGGACGAGAUGAAUCUUCAAGGAUACCUACCUCUGAUAUACCACCUAGAUCUCAUCAUAUUUUUAGAAGAGAAUCAAAUGAAGUGGUUCACCUUGAAGCACAGAGUGAUCCCCUUGGGGCUACUGCCAACAGAUCACAAGCAUCUGCAGCUUCGAGUAAUGCUGCUACAGGUGGCUCCACAUCAGAUUCAGCCCACAGUGGAAGAAAUACAGGAAUAACGGGGGUCCUUCCUGGUUCCUUAUUUCGAUUUGCAGUCCCCCCAGCACUUGGAAAUAAUUUGACCGACAAUGUCAUGAUUACUGUAGAUAUUAUUCCUUCAGGUUGGAGUUCAUCUGAUGGAAAAAGUGAUAAAACUAAAAGUGCACCUUCAAGAGACCCAGAAAGACUGCAGAAAAUAAAAGAGAGUUUGACUAGAGGACAUUUUGAGACAACAUACUGCCUCACAAUAGCACUCACUUUCUGUUCAGCUUUACUUUUAAUUUUACCAGGUUCUUCAUUAGAGGCUGUAACCACCUGUGAACUCUGUAAAGAGAAGUUGCAGCUUAACCUGGAGGAUUUUGAUAUUCAUGAACUACAUAGAGCUCAUGCAAAUGAACAAGCUGAGUAUGAGUUUAUCAGCUCUGGUCUCUACCUAGUUGUGUUAUUGCACUUGUGCGAACAAAGCUUUUCUGAUAUGAUGGGAAAUACAAAUGAACCAAGCACACGUGUCCGAUUUAUUAACCUUGCAAGAACUCUUCAGGCACAUAUGGAAGAUCUCGAAACUUCAGAGGAUGAUUCCGAAGAAGAUGGAGACCAUAACAGAACAUUUGAUAUUGCCUAACUUCAUAUAAGACAAAUGGAUGAUCUGUGAACAAGUGUUUAUUAAAACUGGCAAUUAAGUAUGAAUUAAUUUUGUGGGGGAAUGCCUAUUGAAUACAUUGACUAUAUAUGUGUGUGUGUGUGUAUAUAUACACACACAACAAGUAUAUAUAUUCAUUCUCAAGUAUUGCUGAAUUAAAAUUCUGCUGGACCUUUUAACAUGGCCAGUGAAUCUGUUUAUAAACUGGUAAUCAAAAAGUAUUUUUCUUUUAGGUGAGUGGGAAAGUGUUACCCUUGUUUUAGAUAUCUAAGCAAUGCUGAUGACUCUUUUUUGUGUUCUGAUUACUGCAGUCAUAUUUACGAAAAAAGGUUCAUGUUUUAGUCUCUUGCUAGUGAAAAAAGUGGGACAAAAUAUGCUUUUGAAAUAAAAAUGGCAAAUGGCACCUAAUAAUUUUUCCUUUCAAAAUGCCUUACGUUGCAGUCUCAUUUUCAUAAUUAUUUGCUUCCAGUGUUUCUAAAAAAUCAACUGGGGAGUAAGUUAUGAAAGCAUAUAUAUUAGGUUUCCAAAUUUAAUAUGAAUUAUAAAUUCACUUAGCAAUAAAAUCUAAUUUUUAAAAAAUAUAUAAGUAUAAAAUGUAUAAAUGAUGGAUAAAGUUUUGUAUUGAUUUGCAAAAUGCAGAUUAUAUUUGAUAGGCCAUAGUAUGUAGAUAUUCCUUUUAGGAAUAUUACAGCUGUAAAAUAUAUCAGAAUUGCCCGUCAAAUGCUAUUUGGGAAAAAAAUUAUUGCAAUCUCAAGUUAACAGAAUAUUUUUAAUCCCACAUUUAAAGUUUAAAACACUGGUUUUCAAUGUGUUUUUUAGUGUUGUCACUGCUUUAUAGAUAAAUAUGAUAUAAAUAACCUGUUUGGAUCCUGGUCGUUUUUAACUCUUCCUUGGUAAUUCUGAGCAUUUAUUUAGUGACUUAAUAUUUUUCACGACUUUUGGAGAACAGAUGAACAUUACCUACUCACCAUGAAUAGAUCUACACUGUGGUCAUGAGUUGUGUAUACUUUCAUAACACUGUAUAUUUCCUCUGUCAACAGCCUUAGCAUACACUUUUAAACACCUUCAGGUGGUUUCAGAUUAAAUAAAGUCUUAUGUUACAGCAACGAACUACAUUUUCAGAACCUAAGUAGAAACCAUGUAAUUUCUCAAAUGUGAAUCAACAGUUUGCCCACACGUAGUUUGUUGGUCUUAAUGUAAAAACCUUGGCUGGAAAUAAAGUGCAUACUGAUUGAUUUA